GGCACUUGAUUGGUUAACUUGUGGGUGCGCUUUACCGCCAUUUUGAAAAUUUAAAACGUACAAUGUCGGACACAGAAGACAGAGAGAAUUCUCCCGUUUCCAAAGAGGAAGAAGAUAAUGAUGUACAGAAAAUGGAAUCGGACAGUGAUGAAGAUGCAAAUCAUGAGAACUCAGAUGAUGUAGAACCAUCUGCCACAAAACUGGAAUCCUCGACUGCUGCUAUAAACGAAUCCACAACUAAAAGUCCAAGCCCGAAGAAAAAGAAACAGGCGGCCAAAAAAGAAGUUGAAGAUGAGGUGGAGGAGGAGAAUGAGGAUGAAAGUGAUGGAGAACCAAAACUUGGACUUCUAGAGCGGCCGGUUGUAAUAGAAUCUGGAAAGAGACAGAAAAAGAAGGUGGAGCGCCUAGAUAUAUCUGGCAAUGCAACACCCAAAGAAAAGAAGCAGAUUGAGUUUGAUGGUGCUGGUUUGAAACUGGGGGACUGUCCUAGAAUUGAGUUGCAGAUCCAGAAGAAUAAAGCUGAUGAUUUGAAAGUAUUGCAUAGAUUUUUGUUCGGAUUACGUGGUGCUACCAAUGCUGUAAAGAAGAAUCUCAGAAACUUCAAUGGGUUUAACUUUGAAAAGGAUGACAAAGAGUAUGAGAAAAAGGCUGCUUCACUCAUCAAAUAUACAAUGGCAAUGUUAAAACAGUUGUGUGGAAUACUGGACCUGGAAAGGCAGGGGUCUAAAGAGCAAGUUAUAGAAAGAUUAAUGACUUUUUGUGUGGAACCAAAAGAUUCUGGGAAAAAGGUUCCUAAACCUAAACGGAAAAGAGGAGCUGCAGCAAAGAAAGAAAAGGGUGUGAAACGAAAACGAGCGUCAAAAAAAGAGAUGGAAGAAAGGAGAAAGAAUGCAAAAAAAGCACAGGAAGAUGAUGAUGAUGAUGAAGAGGAGGAGGAGGAAGAAAAUGACGAGGAUGAGAGUGUUGAGGAAAGUAAUGAGGAAGUAGAAGAAAAGGAAUCUGAAAAAUCAGAGAGUUCUGAGGAGGAAUCUGCAGAGGAGGAGGAGGAGGAGGCUCCCAAAAAGAAAAAGCGAAAAAUAGAAACUCCAAAGAAAACGUCUCCAAAAGAAAAAAAAGCCAAAAAACCUGCUGCUAAGAAAGAAACAAAAAAGCCGAAGGUUACACCUAAAAAAGUUGCAGCUCCAGUAGUGUCUGACUCCGACUCGGAGGACAGUGAGGAUUCUGAUGAUGAACCACUUCAAAAGAAGGCAAAACCAGCACCCCCAACAAAUGAUGAUUUAAAGACACUGGUGAAGAAAAUACUAGACAAAGCUAACCUUGAAGAAGUCACUAUGAAAUCAGUAAUUAAAGAGGUUUAUGGGAAAUAUCCUGCAUUUGACCUGACGGAUAGAAAAGAUUACAUAAAGAAGACAGUGAAACAGUUAAUAACGUGAUGUAUCAAUUGAGAAGAGCUCACCAUUGACAAUACACCAAGAAAGUUCUUCAUCCACGACGUUGUUGGAGCUACGGCCCCGGGAUAGGAUACAGGAAUUCAGAAGAUAUCUAGCUUGUUCCUCUGAGGAUUGCACUUCAGUCUUCAAGCAUCUCCUAGGCCAUGUCUCUCUUCUUCAUCCCCACCUCAGAGGAACUCGCUACGAUGUCGACAUGUCGGUAUAAACAAGCUGUAUUUAGGAGCAACUUCUAGGUAAAACUAAUCGGAGUUUAGUGACACUGAGAAGUUUGGGGCCGUUAUCGGAUUUAAUUCAUGUCAAUCACGUCGUCAUAGAAAUGAUCCAGGAAAUGUAUAAAACGCAUGGAAUAUCAUUGAUCAUGAACCUGAAUAAAUCUAAGGUGAUCAACUUUAAAAGUGAAAAGAAUUUAAUGUGCGAAUACCAGUAUAUGACUUGUUUUGUGCAGUACAUUUACAUCUAGUUACAAAAAAGUUCAUAAAUAAUUUAACAAAAUUGAUGUAAAACUAAUUUCUAUUUUACCUCAAAAAGUCUGCAGAACAGGGAGGAUUAUAGCUGCUUUUUCUGUACUGAUAUUGUGAACAGUGCAGUAUGGAAUUUCUUCUGUGUUGAUUUUGGAAGAUUGAAUUAAAAUGUAUUUUAAAGUACUUUUGAAAACAAAUAUUUUUAUCCAAAUUAAUAUCAGCUGAUUCAUAUUUUUAUUUCAUUUUUUUUUUUUUUACAAUGUAUUGACUUUUUCAAAGUUUGUCUAAACUAUCUGUAAAUGUGCUUUUAGUAUUACAAAUACAGAUUUAGUACAUUUUCUCUGCGAGAUAAUGGAUUCUGUCAACUUGAUAAAACUGCUAUCUUUCGCACUAGGACAGGUAUCAAACAUGAUGUCCGACGGUAGGAGGAUAUCAAUUUUAGUAUUGACCAAUCAGACGUUCUCUCUAUUCACUGCAUUCAAAGCCACACAUUUUCUAUUUAAAUACAGAUAAAGCAAUGCCAUUUAGAAUAAAUUGUUUUGAUACCUUUUUGCUACCUACACAACAAUAUUUAGCUUACUAUAUGACUGAUAGCACCGUUAACCAAUACAAAGCCGCCUGUAUGAGCAUGAUGUCAUUUAGAAUACGGCAUCCAAUAUUACGCUUCUAUUAAUUCCUGCACUUUUUUUGAUGCUUUAAUAUUUUCAUAGUUGCACUUUAAAAAUAAAAUAAAUAGACCAUUUAUCCAUUUAUUGGAUUUGCCUGUGAAUAGCAUACCGAUAUUUUCACUUGUGCUUAUAGCACAUUUUGAAAUUUAGGUACAGGUAUUCUGCCAUACAGUAUUUAACAGAAAACCAUUCAAUAUCCUCUGUAUGUUUAAUAUCAAUGUUAUAUACAGCCAAACCAGCGAUUUUCCCUUGUAUCAGAUUUGUGUUUGAGGAUGUUAGAGAGCUAACAGAAAUGGCUACUUAUAAUAUAGAAUCGUUCAGUGGAUUUAUUGGCUGUCCAUGUAACUGUUGCACAAGAUAAGUUUGAUGAAUAGAUUGUAAAAGUCAUAAAAAGCAUCUGAUAACAUAACUUUUAAUAAAAUAUUAGUUUAAAUAAAGGGCAAACAAAUAUGCUAUUUGAAUGGAACUACAAUACAAAGCCUGUGAGAGCUUGAAAAUUGAUUUUAUUUUUUUAUUAAAAUGUUAUUUUAAGUGUUAGAAAUUGUGUUGUACAUGUAUGUAAUUGUAAAUACCCAUGAAUAUGUACAUUUUUACAUCAAUACACCGUACCGGUCCGUGUUUUAUGUGCAAGUAAACUGUCAGAAAUAUUUCUGCUAUUUGUAGUUCAUUAACUUGUAGAUGUGAAGACCUUUUUAAGGUUAGCUGUAGAAUUAUAUUCCAAUGUACUGUUUUAAAGUCUAUAACUUUCCAUACGAGAGGGUGUUAUAACAGUUGAAUCAUGGGCAGCAAUUGAUGUAGUUGUGUAAGAAAAGUGUGUAGAAUUGUAGUAAAUGUUGAUAAUAAUCAUGAUUAGCAUCGUUAUCAUAAAACUCUCCUUAAGGGCUUGAGUUGAUCGUUCAUGUCUUGUAAUGUUCGAAGAACAGCAUUCAUAACAUUCAACCUCGAAUAAUAUAUUAUUGGCUACAUCAAAUUGUUUCGUCUUCCUUGGGAGAAAAAUGUUUUCGCAGGGAAGUUUCAUGAAUUUGCUCUGUUUUAAAUUCAUGGUAAGAAAUUUUUGUGAGUUUUCAUCAUAGCAUAAAAUGGUUUGAAAUAUUAUGAAUGCAAUUUUAUGAAGUGAAGCUAUUCCAACAGUUCACCAGCAUCCCUGACUAAAUAUACAGAAUGGGUUGUGAAUCCAUCAAUGGUGAUAGGUCAGAAAAUUGUGUUAAUUAUGCAAUAAUUUCCUAAAGUUUGUAAUUGGAUAUAACAUUAAACUGAUAUGUUUCUUGUAUUAUAACUUAUGUGAGUACACCAGUAUUUUUCUUUGAGGGAUAAGCAAAGACAAGAAAUGUGAGGUUCUCAAGUGUAAAGUUUAUUUUUAAGAAAUAUAUCUAUUGAUCAGCAAGCACCAUCAGAAACUGAAUAAUCCAAUUCUAGAGUGUGAUGAUGUUUAUUUUCACUAUAUAUGAAAUGAUGGGCCAAGAAACAAUGACCUUAUGUACUUAUCAUUUGCCAAAGUAAUAUGCUGUGACCCACAUGUUCACUGAUGUGGAGCAGGAUAUAUCUAUUUUGUCCAUAACACCACUAUCAUUCAGAACCAUACAAAUACAUGUAUUACUUGAAACUUUUAAAUGUUUGUCAAAAAUACAAAAUUUUACAUUGCAA
This is a messenger RNA of Mizuhopecten yessoensis (Yesso scallop), 4224 nucleotides long. RefSeq names its product protein DEK-like. The transcript has 12 exons. Bases 63 to 1433 code for a protein of 456 amino acids. The record is from RefSeq and is a predicted model, not a curated record. NCBI's taxonomy places the organism in Eukaryota, Metazoa, Mollusca, Bivalvia, Pectinida, Pectinidae. Gene Ontology annotation, biological process: regulation of double-strand break repair; chromatin organization. Gene Ontology annotation, molecular function: histone binding; DNA binding. Gene Ontology annotation, cellular component: nucleus.